GUGUUAUUUAUUAUUUAUUUAUAUUUUUGUUGUUGUAGCAACAAUGUAAGAAGACACAGACACUCUCCAAAAGCUCGACCCAAUUUGCCACGCUUCGCUCUUCCCAAAGUGACUUCAUUUGUGUUUUAGUAGAUCCAGCGACGACGUGCUAUAAAUAGCUGCAACUCGACUUGCCAUUGAAAUAGUCGCUGGAAAAUGGUUUUGGGCAGAACUUGGAUUAUAUUGGGGCUUAUUGGGAGCAUCGCCUGUCUGGCCAGCGGUGUGCCUCAAUUUCUGGACGCCGAGGAUGAUGCUUUCCUGUACGACGACAGUCUGAGCGAUGUGGGAAGCAGCAAUGGCCAGAAGUUCGCUUCCUCCGCGACUACGAUCACGGAGAACGGCCACACCUUAAUCUAUGGCACGGGCGAUAGCAACAAACUCACCUACAAUGGGCAUCGAAUCCUCGUGGACGAUGGCAGCCUCACGCUCUUGGAAGGCGACAAACCUUACGCGUUCUUCCCGCUGGGGGCCAGUGUGGAGAAGCGGAAGUCAAUCAAAAUUAGUGGCCAUCCAGCCACAGUGCAGUUCUCGCGGGGCAAUGUGUUUCUGUAUCUGUCCGAUGGGUCGGUGGUGGCCAAGAUCGGCAGUGCCUACUUUGUGGGAGAUCGCUAUGCGGUGGAGCAUCGCGACGCGAUGAUACACAGGGGCAAUCUCUAGAAAAAGACUCAAGUCAACUGAAAAGUGACUCAAAUAAAUUAAACCCAUUGCCCCCUCGAGUCGUGGCCGUCAUAAAAAUGCUAAAUAUUUACUGUGAAAAUACAAUUGGGUUUUCCCGCUGAGCGCGGCAGGUGGAAACUAUUU
Drosophila obscura is the source of this 840-nucleotide messenger RNA. RefSeq lists its product as uncharacterized. Bases 196 to 696 code for a protein of 166 amino acids. The record is from RefSeq and is a predicted model, not a curated record. The transcript has 2 exons. Lineage: Eukaryota; Metazoa; Arthropoda; Insecta; Diptera; Drosophilidae.